This is a messenger RNA of Asterias rubens (European starfish), 2070 nucleotides long. Its product is annotated as methionine aminopeptidase 1-like. Gene Ontology annotation, biological process: proteolysis. The coding region runs from base 1 to 1146 and encodes 381 amino acids. Lineage: Eukaryota; Metazoa; Echinodermata; Asteroidea; Forcipulatida; Asteriidae. The record is from RefSeq and is a predicted model, not a curated record. The transcript is spliced from 10 exons. Gene Ontology annotation, molecular function: metalloaminopeptidase activity.
AUGGCGAGUGAAACUGCGUUGUUGAGUGGGAAGCCGUGCAUUACAGCGGGUUGUGGUAAUACGUCUCGGUUACAAUGUCCUACGUGUAUCAAACUGAGUAUACAGGGAUCUUACUUCUGCUCUCAGGAAUGUUUCAAGGGAAAUUGGAAUGCUCACAAAGAGGUUCACAAAAAGGAAAGAAUCAAUCAGCAAUUGAACACUAGAACCUACAACCCGUGGCCUGGAUACAUGUUCACAGGAAAACUGCGCCCUCAUCCUUUGUCUCAGCCACGUACUGUUCCAGAUCAUAUAGGAAGACCAGAUUAUGCAGAUCAUUCUGAAGGUUAUCCAGCAAGUGAGAUGGCUGUUAAAGGAAGCACACAGAUCAAGUGUUUGCCGGCAGAAGAUAUUGAAGGUCUAAGAGUAGCUUGCAGGCUCGGAAGAGAAGUUUUAGAUAUCGCUGCUGCUAUGGUUAAACCUGGUGUUACAACUGAUGACAUUGAUGAAGCUGUGCACAAAGCCUGUGUAGAGAGGAAUUGCUAUCCUUCACCAUUGAACUAUCAUAAAUUCCCUAAGUCCUGUUGCACGUCAGUGAAUGAGGUCAUAUGUCACGGCAUACCAGAUAAACGCCCAAUGGAAGAUGGAGAUAUUAUGAAUGUUGAUAUUACUGUUUAUCACAAUGGUUUCCAUGGCGACUUGAACGAGACAUUCUUCGUCGGCAAUGUAGACGAGAAGAGUAAAGAACUGGUAGCCGUUACCCACAAGUGUCUACAGCUAGCUAUUGAUGAAGUGAGACCUGGCGUACGUUAUCGUGAGAUGGGAGACAUCAUCCAGAAACAUGCCCAGGCUCAUAAGUACUCGGUGGUACGAACUUACUGCGGUCAUGGUAUUCAUAGGUUGUUCCAUACUGCUCCAAGUGUUCCUCAUUAUGCAAAGAACAAGGCAACAGGUGUGAUGAAACCAGGUCAUGCUUUCACCAUUGAACCAAUGAUAUGUGAAGGUUCAUGGAGGGAUGACACCUGGCCGGAUAACUGGACAGCAGUCACUCAGGACGGUAAACGGUCAGCCCAGUUUGAACACACGCUCUUGGUGACCGAGACUGGAUGUGAGGUUUUAACGGCCAGAAGAGAAAAGAACGGUCAGCCGCACUUCUUAGAUCAGAUGUAAAUGUCGACUACUUAAGGACGCUGGCUUCUUUCACAAAUGUUCAAUGUUACAAAUACUUACACUGUAAAAUUUCAGAAAUAUACGAUCUUUACUUUCAAUACAUUUGUCAUUUUAGGUUUUAGAAUUGCAGAAAUAAAAACAUGGGUGAAGUACCAAUGGGUUUAUGUAAUUGUAAUAUAGGGCUAGAUAGCUCAUAAAAAAGUUAACCUAUUUGAAAGUAGAUUACUUUUUCAUGAGUAGAUUAGGAACGGGCAAUUGAAUAAUUUAAAGUUUCAGAAACUCUCUUGGAUGGGUCAGACUAUCAUAAUGUUGGUUAUUUUUGUAUAAAUGACGUGGUGUUUUAUAAGCAUUUGGGUAGAGGAUUGAACGCAAGAAUGUUGAUAAGAUCCCGCCAUGGGUUGAAAAUAAAGCAUUUUCAAAUUACAAAUAAUUAUAUUGUGUUAAGGACACUAGGAUCCAGUGAGGUUUGUGGAGACACCAUGUAAGAAAAGCUCAUAAGAGCUGUGGAGGAACUGAGAAAAACCAGUAGUUUAAGAAAUCAUUCAGGCCUGUAUCAUUUUUGAAAGAGCAAGGGCACCAAGGCAUUUUGAGGAAAACAAUUUCCACUGGAGCAUUUCAAGGGCACCAAGGCAAUGACUAGGGGGCAUGGAGGCAAUCGCCAUCGUUGUCUCCGUGAAGUGUCCGGCCUGUGUUUCAACAUUCUCCUAAAGACAAUCGGAGCAUACUGAUCGAAAUAUCAAGUUGUUAGACCACGGGUUCUUCUCAGAACCAACACGGCUCAUGAAGAGAUUUGUUACAUGGUCUCUCCACAAACCUCACUUGGUUGUUUCUUCACCACGCACUGUUUCAAAUCCUACACACUAAAGUAAGCCGUUACUACUUUGAUAUGAUGACUAAAGAAAACAAUAAAUAAUUACAAUUUCA